Messenger RNA from Peronospora matthiolae, 1719 nucleotides. The record is from the annotation of a GenBank genome assembly. NCBI's taxonomy places the organism in Eukaryota, Oomycota, Peronosporomycetes, Peronosporales, Peronosporaceae.
AUGAAGACCGCGCACGUGCACGGACGACAGCUCGCUUGUUUUCGACCCAGGCGUCGAUUUCGCCUCUCGACGGCGUCGCGACCCGCUCAGCUGAGGGGAAAAAGCGACGAGAACAAAGUCGAGAAGAAGGAGGAGGAGGAGGAAGGGGAGGCCCGACUGGACCUCGCGUGCGGCUGCGAGCGCCAAGUGCUCCAGUGUCUCGUGGCCGUCGGGCCGUUCACCGAGAGCGAGUUGGACGUGGCCGAGAAGUUGUAUCGCCUUCGCCUGUUGAAGUGGCGCGAGCGAUUCGCGGCUCGUGAUUGGUCGUCGCCGCGUGUGUGUCAAAAAUGGCGAGCCAAUCACAAACGGUUUCUCGGACCGGCAAUUGGUCGAAAAUGCGACGCUGACAAAACAAUUGCGACGACAACGACGUCAAAAAUGAUCCCUGUGCAAACGGUCAAAAAUGCGUUCUCGACAUUUACGACCGCCGCGGAGCUCAUGUUACAGUCGCGGCAGCUGGACGUCAUGUUGAAAUCAGGUGUGCCACCUCAAUUGCGUGGCACUGUGUGGUGGAUGUGCAGUGGUGCGGCUCAGCUGCGCCAUGAAGCUCUCGAGUCGUACCCGUCGCUAUUGCAUCGGCUCCAUACAUUGACCAAGUGUGCGGAGAUGGACAUUGAAAAGGACCUACCACGGACUUUUCCACUGGCUCAGGGCCAGUUGGUGCAGGAGUCUCAAGCAGAGACUGGAGAGGACCAUUUUGGGGAAUUACGCCGCGUGUUGCAGGCUUAUUCGCUGCGGAAUCCCGAUGUGGGAUACUGCCAGAGCAUGAACUUUCUAGCAGCAGUGCUGCUGCAAAACAUGGGCGAAGAAGAGGCUUUUUGGGUACUCGCUGCAAUUGUCGAGGAGCUGACGCCGCAGUAUCAUACGCAGACAAUGACAGGCAGUCGGGCCGAUCAGCGCGUGUUUUCAGACCUCGUGACGCAGAAGUUGCCGGUGCUUGCGGGUCACUUGCACGCGCUCGGUGUGGACUUUGAACCGUUUACGCUCAAGUGGUUUCUGUGUCUCUUCUUGAACACGCUUCCCUUUGAACCGGUGAUGCGGAUUUGGGACGUCUUUUUCUGUGAAGGCAGCCAUGUGCUCUUGCGAGUGGGACUCGUGCUCUUGAAGCUGAACCAACCGCGGAUCAUGGCAUGUACCGAUGCACUGGACGUGUAUGAGAUGUUCAAGGUCUCGCACGAUACGUUGCAGGAGUUGACCGCACCCUAUCGAUCUGGACUGCUCAAUCGUGACGAAUGCGUUUGUGAUACGCUCCUUAGGCUUGCAAUGGACAAAUCCUUUCUCGGAGCGAUUCCGUUCGAUUCGUUGCACGAGUUGCGUCAAUACUACUGCCACGAGAUUGAAGCGGAAUUAAAGGAGGCUGAAGCGUAUCGACUUGAGCGUCGACAUGCUGCUGAAGCGCAGGCCUUAGCGAAAGCAAAUGCGCGGAAAGAAGAACGUGGAACGGGUAUCAAAGGCGACGCAGAUGAGACGUCCAGAGGCUGUAGUUCUCACGAUGGCGUCGAAGACCGUGCACUGAUGAUGGAGUACGAUUUUGUGGACGACUAUCUGGGUAACUACGGCUCGGAUGUGUCGUCCGCGCGCCACAUUCGGUUCCUGGAUUUAUACGACAGCGACGAUUCGACUGCCGACUACUUUGUGGACGUCAUGUACGACUUUACCUUGCAGCACCACUGCCGCUGA